Saccharomycodes ludwigii is the source of this 3318-nucleotide messenger RNA. RefSeq names its product putative serine/threonine protein kinase KKQ8 (gene KKQ8). Lineage: Eukaryota; Fungi; Ascomycota; Saccharomycetes; Saccharomycodales; Saccharomycodaceae. The transcript has a single exon. Gene Ontology annotation, biological process: intracellular signal transduction; protein phosphorylation; intracellular monoatomic cation homeostasis. Bases 1 to 3318 code for a protein of 1105 amino acids. Gene Ontology annotation, molecular function: ATP binding; protein serine/threonine kinase activity. The record is from RefSeq and is a predicted model, not a curated record.
AUGGGUAAUGGCAAUGAUAGUAACGGUAAUAGCACCAACAUUAACAAUGUACCAGUUAGGAGAUCAAGGUCUCUAUCUAAAUCAAUAAAGGGGUUAUUUAAACAUAGCACUAGCAAUAAUGAUAAUUUACCUUUGGCAUCGUCCCAUAAAAAUACGGGAGCUAAUUACAAUCGUUCUACAAGAUCAAAUUCUCCUCAAUCAGCUGGCAAUGUCGCAGUGUCUUUGGAUUCGAACAACGAGGUAAACUUAAAGAAAAUGGUCAGCGCCAAGGAACUUGAAUCAAAAGGGAAAAGAAAGGGAUCUUUACAUGGUGGUCCAGCUACAAAUUCGAAUAGAAAUAAUUUUGGAUCGGUCUCCCCUGUGUCUUUAACCCCCGUUUCAUCUAGGACUUCAUCUAAUCCUAUCCCAUUCCCUGGUAGUAGUAAUGCUGGUGGUAGUUCAAUUAGUAUUAAUAGUAGUAACAACAACGGUGGUAAUAGUAUUAAUAACAAAGCAAAGAAUACACAUAGUCAAAGUUUUACAGUUGGCAGUAAUAACACUGAUGAUAGUAACAAUAAUAAUAAUAAUAAUAAUAAUAAUAAUAAUAAUAAUAACGUCAAUAUUUAUAACACUAGUAACAAAAAAGAGUCACGACAACAACCUGAUAUUCUACGAAAUACUGGUACUGUCAUUAAGGAAUUACCCGAUUUCAGCAUAGAUAGUCAAUUAGAGGAUGAUUUAUUAAAAAGAAAACUGGACUUAGAAAGGCGUACCGAAGUUAAAGAAGAUUUAGAAGAAGAAGAAAAAGAACAAGAAACAGAGCAAGAAAAGCGGAGAACGAAUGCAUUAAAUAAACUUGAAAAUUGCAUAAUACCAGAAGAGGCAGAGGAAGAGGAAGAACAGCAUCAUAAUAAUCAUACGACUACUAGUAAUAAUAAUAAUAAUAAUACUUCGACUACUAACAGCAAUAAUAAUAAUAAUAAUAACAAUAACGUUAGAAAAAAUAUUAAAAAUAAUUUAAACAAACAGGGAAGUGGUAGUCUCAGAAAUAGCAUCAAGCGUAAUAAUAGCAAAAGAAGUAACAGCAUUAGUAACAGUAACAUUAGUGUCAAUAGUAGUGUAAACGAUUUUACUAGUAGUGAUAACGAGGAAGAGUUUGAUGCAAAAUCCCAUGAUUAUGUUGAUGCCCCAGAUUAUAAGGACCACAUGGCAAGUACUAAUUACAAUAGUAAUGAUGAGACUGCUGUGGCAUCUGAUGGGAGCGAAGAUACUCAUGAAGUCAGUGAUACUAUAUUAUCUUCCAAUACCGCAUCGAAUCCUGAAAACUCAGCCUUUUUCAACAAAAAAAAGAGAUCUCAAACAUUUUCUAGAAAGCAUUUACCAAAGGGUCUUUUGUUCAAUUCUAAACCUGUAACAACAACUAGCAAUUCUACUAUUGUCAAUACAGUCUCGACACCCUCUUCUACUACUUCACUGUCAUCCUCGACAUCGCAACAGCCUUCAAAAUCAGGAAAAUCGGCACAUUCAGGCAAUACACUUACCAAUAACAACACAAAUAACAGUACAACAAGGCUUAGUAGAAACCGUGCUAGUAGUGUGAGUGCUAACAGUUUGUCUGAGUUUGUUGAAAUGGAACAAAAAAUUGUCUUUCAAAGUGAUACGUUUGUAUUAUAUAAAAACUUUCAACAUGAACAUCAUUUAAAAGUAGUUUCAUUACUACACAAACAAGCAGAUUAUAUUAACGAUAACAUUAAAUCAGAUGACGACAAAGAAGAUUAUAAUCAGCAACAAAAAAGGGCCCUGAAGAAAAGUGGAAGUAGUGCUGUUGCUAGUACAAUCAUAAACGGUGAUGGUGUGGAUGAAUUAUAUGCACCCCCUUCAAAUGGUACUAAUGAUAGCAAUGAAAGUUUAGCUGGUAGUAGUAAUGCUAACAACAUGCACAGAGUUAAAUCUUCUUCCUUUUCAUUAUCCGGUAUUUUUAAAUUAUCACACAAUAAGGAUCACAAUAGUGGUGGUGGAUACAAUAACAGCAGCAAUGUGAACGAAGCUCUAAGAUCAGCUGCCAAGAAUAUGAACGAUGAUAAAGUCUUUUCGCAUGCUAAAUCUUUAUUGCCGAAAAAUAAAAAUAAAAUUAUUAGGAACGGCCAGGACGGUGGCACUGAUGAUGAUAAUGAUUAUAAUGAUAAUGAUGAUUCCCCUGCAAUUGUGAACCCCAACGCGGCUAUUGGCCAGGACGAGUUAAAAUUAAUCAAUAAUUUAACAUCCAAAAUGAAAAAAGAUGCGUUGAAUUCCAAGGGUAAAAAUAUAACAUUUGAUCUUUUAGACAUGGGGAGCGGUGACAAUACACAUGGAGCAUCUGCAGAAUGUACCUCUGAAUGUGGUGUAUUUAAGAAAAAAUAUGGUUCUUCAAUUGGGAUAUUGGGUCAUGGUGCUUAUGGUGUUGUUAAGGUUAGCUGCAAACUUUUAAAUAGUGCUGCAGAAGAAACAGAAUAUUCGAAAAUAACAUUUAAGAUUAGAAACAAGGCGUUUUUUGCCGUAAAGGAACUGCAGCCCAAAAAUAACAAUGAUGCAUUCGAAAAGUUCUCCACCCGCCUAACUUCUGAGUUUGUUAUUGGACAUUCGUUAAACCAUGUUGGUAGGCAUCCAAAUAUAAUCAAAAUUUUAGAUUUAUUUCAGACGGGUUCUAAAAGUUUUGUUCAGGUUAUGGAAUUUUGCCCCAGUGGGGAUUUGUUUAGCUUGUUGAAGUUGAAAAGCAACAAACUAUUACAUCCGUUGGAAGCGGACUGUUUUAUGAAACAGCUAUUGCAUGGUGUUUCUUAUAUGCAUGAACAUGGUGUUGCCCAUUGUGACUUAAAACCUGAAAAUUUAUUAUUCAGGCCCAAUGGUGUUUUGAAAAUUAGUGACUUUGGUACAAGUUGUGUUUUCCAAACUGCUUGGGAGAAAAGAGCGCAUAUGCAAACCGGAUGUAUUGGUUCAGAACCGUACAUGGCACCUGAAGAAUUUAUUCCUAAAAAUAGUUAUGAUCCUAGACUGGUUGAUAUGUGGUCUAUAGGUAUUAUUUAUUGCACUAUGGUUUUGGGCCAAUUUAUAUGGACCACCCCACAAGAGAAAGAUUUGGUCUAUUCCAGUUUUAUUGAUGAAUUAAAUGCGGAUAACGAAUACCAUGUCUUUGAAGAGUUAAGACACGUUAAUCAAGAAUUAAAUAAAUGCAGAAAAAUGUGCUUAUAUGGAAUUUUUAAGCCUAACCCCGUCAAGAGGAUUACUAUUGAUAGAGCUUUACAAAGUAGUUGGAUGAGACAUACCAAAUGUUGUGUUGUUUACAAAUUAAAGAAAAAAUAA